CAGCCCCAUCUUUCGGUUUCUCAUUCAACGAUAAACAGAGAGACCUGAGCAACGGCUUGGACAGUACGACCGUAUCCAUCGUGAGAGUAGAACUCAUCACAGACAUUUUACCACGAUGAAGUACUCAACCGUUUGCAAAGCUGGCGUCGUAGACCUGUCGCCCUGAAAUCGAUUUUUACCACCGGAAGACUGCUGGCUCCGCCAGCCAGGCAGCCAGCUAGCUAGGUAGCUAUUGCAUAGCAUCGUUUGUUCCCCGCCACUGACCUCCACAAUACAGUCGUGGAGUAUCGUUUAUUCGCAAAGUGGGGCUUUUGAUAUUGACCCGUCUCGACACCCCGGCUCCCGUUGUCUCCUUGCGGUUGCCCGUGGACGGUUCCCGAAUAUGAGACAAAAUGAGUCAAAGAGAUACCCUAGUUCAUCUGUUUGCAGGAGGAUGCGGGGGCACGGUAGGCGCCAUACUGACUUGUCCACUGGAAGUCGUGAAAACACGUCUGCAGUCAUCUUCAAUCAGUUUCUAUGUGUCUGAGGUUCAGCUGAGUACAGUUAAUGGGGCAAGUGUGGCCCGCAUGUCCCCACCGGGUCCCCUGCACUGCCUCAAAUUAAUAUUAGAGAAGGAAGGACCCCGCUCGCUCUUCAGAGGCUUGGGACCGAACUUGGUGGGUGUGGCACCUUCCAGAGCCAUCUACUUUGCUGCUUACUCAACAGCCAAAGAGAAAUUGAACAGUGUGCUGGAACCUGACUCCACGCAGGUUCACAUGGUCUCGGCUGGAAUGGCAGGUUUUACAGCCAUUACAGCAACCAAUCCAAUAUGGCUUAUCAAGACCCGUCUACAGCUUGAUGCAAGAAAUCGAGGAGAGCGGCGGAUGAGUGCGUUUGAGUGUGUGCGGCGUGUGUAUCAGUCCGAUGGCCUGCGGGGCUUCUACAGGGGGAUGUCGGCAUCCUAUGCCGGCAUCUCAGAGACUGUGAUCCACUUUGUGACCUAUGAAAACAUCAAACGACGUCUUUUGGAGGCCAAGGCCCCCCAGAACAUGGACGAGCAAGAUGAGGUAUCCAAGGAUGCAUCAGACUUUGUGGGGAUGAUGCUGGCGGCUGCCACUUCUAAGACGUGUGCCACAUCCAUCGCUUAUCCUCACGAAGUGAUCCGCACCAGACUACGCGAGGAGGGUACCAAAUAUCGCUCCUUCUUCCAGACUUUAACAACAGUUCCCAAAGAAGAGGGCUUCCGCGCCCUCUACCGCGGCCUCACCACACACUUGGUACGACAGAUUCCCAACACCGCCAUCAUGAUGUGCACCUACGAGCUGGUGGUCUACAUCCUGCAUGGCUAAAGUCUUCCCUUAUUUCGAAAGCACUUGUAAUCCAGCUCUUGUUCAACGAUGGAGAAACAAAAAGCAACCUGCUGGCAAACAGACAAGCAGCGUCUCGAUGUUAAUGACAAUUUGAAGUGGCGGGUUUACUUUACUACCAAAGGCACAAGGAAGAUUGAAAGACACUCUCAUUGAUGUGGGGUGGUGCAGUAGAAAAACAAUCCCUCUCUUAUGCAUUCAUAUUAUUAUUGAUACAAUGUUGUCGACUGUCAUAUAGUCUCUAAAUAGCCUAAAAAAAAGCUCAGUGUCAAAGUCUUAACACAAUGAAUUGAUCUUCUGGCUCUUACACUAUUCAUUCUGAAACAUCUCGUUAUACUUCCAAACACGUGGUUAUGAAACAGUUGUCAUCAUUACUGACCUACUAAAAAGUCAGAAGUCGCCGGGCAUCAUUUCAUACGUAGUUAAAUUCAAAAUGAAGCACACUUCAUCCUUGCAAAUUGGAGUAAAAUGCCAGAGGAUUGUGAAUGUGCCUUAGGCAGAAGCAGGAUGAGGGUAUAGGAGAGUAUAGCUUGUGGUGUGUUCGGGUGUGGCUUUGUGCUUAACUUGACAGAAAAAUGUGAAACAAUGCAGUUGCACAGGGGUAUUUCAUGGUUUCAGGCAUUUAAGGAAACCCACGCUAACAUCAUUAACCCUCCUGGGUAUACAGUAGACUUUGGGUAAGGCAGGGGUGUCCAAAGUGCUGCCUGGGGGCCAUUUGUUGGCCGAGGCUGUUUUUUUUCAACGGUUCCACCCAUCCAUCCAUGUUCUAUCCUCAUUAGGGUACGCUGGAGCCUAUCCCAGCUAACUUAGGGCUCGAGGCGGGGUCCACCCUGGACUGGUGGCCAGCCAAUCCCAGGUCACAUAUAGACAAACAACCAUUCACACUCACAUUCAUACCUAUGGACAAUUAGGAGUCGCCAAUUAUGUUUUUGGAAUGUGGGAGGAAACUCCAUACUCCACACAGAGAUGCCUAAUCGGGGAAUCGAACCCAGGUCUUUCUGAUCUCCUGACUGUGUGGCCUUUAAAUUGUUCCAUGAAAAAUAAUAGAAGUAAAUUAUAAAUAAAAAUAUAAUUUAAUAAGAAAACUCGGAAAUUUACCAGAGUACAGUCAAAAUAUGAAGAGAAAAAAGUUAUACUUUUCCGAGAGUAAACUAAAAAUAAUAUAAUUUUGGUUUUGUUGUAAUAUUUGUAUUAUUAUAAAUAAUUUUGGGAUGGGAAAGUUAGGCUGAGAAAAAAGUUGUAUUGUUACAAGAAUGAAGUCAAAAUAUAUUUACAAAAAAUAACCUUUAAUGCUAUAUGGAAAUAUAGAGUUGCGAUAUUAAAGAAAUGUUACUAUGGAAAUAAAGUAGUUACAUAUAGAAUAUUGCUGAGUUACUUAAGGAGAAUUUUGAAAUAUUCGGAAAAUAAAACUGUAAAAAUGGUGCAAAAAGCGUAGUUUGCAUUAUCGCCGAUAUCACAAAGCGGAGAUGCCUUUUAAAAAAAAUAAUAAAAAUGGCAUAUCUACAUGUGUUGGUUUACAAAAUAUGAAAGUGGCCCUUGCAUCCUUUCAUUUUCCAGGAUGUGGCCCUCAGUGGAAAAGUUUGGACACCCCUGUCGUAAGGCUUGCAAUCAGCUAACCCUCCUUGGUCUUUGCUUUCCGUGCAUUUUGAUCUCUUUAUUGCCCGUAUGAAACCACUGCCUUAGAAAUACUGUAGCAUUUAUGCUUGAACAAGACCAGUAACAUCCAUGGGCAAACUGAACCACAAUAGUACACUGCUAACUACUGGAAUGUAAAUAUACAGGUGUAUGGAAGUAAAACACUGGCUCAUUUUAUUAGUAAAUGUGCACAAAUUAAUUUCAACCAAUUGUAAUAUUGAUAUAUAAAAUAUAUUUCCUUAAAUAAUGUGAUUUUGUUUGUCGCGUUUGUUUGACUGAUAAAAGCAAAUACAAACCAUGUAGCUUUGUGGGAAAGAACAUUUGCCUUUAGCUGUGAAAGUAUAUUUUCCUAACUGUUCUCACUGCAUUUCACUUUUCUUGAUAUCUCAUUUUCUUUUUUACCUCGGCUAGAAAAGGCUUAUUCAGUCGCGAGGACAAUCCCCUCAGCCUUUCCCUGGAAUCCUGCGGUUGAUAUAUUGGAAAGGAAUAUGGUUGUCAUAAACGCACAAUAUCCCAUGUACACGUAUAACGUUUUCUUACCUGUUGUUGCUCCUCACGUACGAGUCUCCAAUCUCGUACGGGUUGGCUGUGUUAAUUGUACCCAACCAUCCAAAAACUAAUUGUAAAUCGGAUUAAAUGAUAUGCACGGCUCGGUGCCAUAAGCGGUAAAAUGCAAGUAUAAUAUACAUUUUUCCGGCUACAUUGUACAGUCUAUUUGCAGUUCCACGUUGUGCAUUCUUCCUUUCAUCCAGUGAUUAUUUUGCACCUAUGUUUGAAUUGUGUGAUCGUGAAUGUAUGUUUUCCGCGUGCUUGCUUCAAUGACUAAGGAUUCGGUCGUGUCUUGAGUGGAAGAGACAUCAGAUCUAUGUAUGCACUUGAUUGAGGAACCGCAGGAGGAACAGUGUUUUUAUCCUUUUAAGCAAAUUGUUGCCUUUUUCCUGCGGAUCCUUUUUUCCCCUUGUUGAUGAGCCUGCUUUGAGUGUGGCUCUGUCUAUGCAUUCUGUCAUACCUGUUUUGUCAAACAAGUCAAUAAACUGGAUAGAGUGCAAGUACA
Molecule: messenger RNA, 4035 nt
Organism: Doryrhamphus excisus (bluestripe pipefish)
Lineage: Eukaryota; Metazoa; Chordata; Actinopteri; Syngnathiformes; Syngnathidae
Product: solute carrier family 25 member 36-A
Biological process (GO): pyrimidine nucleotide import into mitochondrion
Cellular component (GO): mitochondrion
Molecular function (GO): pyrimidine nucleotide transmembrane transporter activity
Source: RefSeq, a predicted model, not a curated record